Molecule: messenger RNA, 1077 nt
Organism: Myripristis murdjan (pinecone soldierfish)
Lineage: Eukaryota; Metazoa; Chordata; Actinopteri; Holocentriformes; Holocentridae
Product: glucose-6-phosphatase-like
Exons: 5
Coding region: 1-1077 (358 amino acids)
Biological process (GO): glucose 6-phosphate metabolic process; gluconeogenesis
Cellular component (GO): membrane
Molecular function (GO): glucose-6-phosphatase activity
Source: RefSeq, a predicted model, not a curated record
AUGGAUUGGCUCCACAGCUGCGGUGUGAGCGCCACACACUACCUGCAGACCCACUACGGACACAACCAGGACUUCUUCUUUUUUGUCUCCAUGGCAACGGACUUACACAACACCUUCUUCCUGCUGUUCCCCAUCUGGUUCCAUGUACAGCAAGCCGAGGCGGUCAGACUGGUCUGGGUGGCAGUGGUGGGACACUGGACCAACCUGAUACUAAAAUGGCUUUUGUUUGGAGAGCGUCCCUAUUGGUGGGUUCAGGAGACAGGUUACUAUGGCAACUCCUCCCGGCCAGUGAUAGAGCAGUUUCCUAUGACCUGUGAGACUGGACCAGGAAGUCCAUCAGGUCAUGCCAUGGGGGCUGCAGGGGUGUACUACACCAUGAUGUCAUCACUUCUUGCCACCAUGCUGAGGAAUCAAAGAAGUCCCAUCAGGAAAUGGUAUGUGUUCAGCUCACUGUGGGUGGUGUUCUGCUGUGUGCAAGUGUGUGUGUGUCUCUCCAGGGUUUUCCUCGCCGCUCACUUCCCUCACCAGGUCAUCGCAGGGGUUUUCUCAGGCAUCCUGGUGGCAGAAACCCUCAGCCGUGCCUGCUGGAUCCUCGAUGCCAGCCUGCACCUGUACUUCCUCACCUCCCUACUCCUCCUCUCCUUGGCUCUCCUCCUCUUCCUCCUCCUUGGCUCUGCGGGUGUGGACCUGCUCUGGAGUCUGGAGAAAGCACGGCGCUACUGCCACCAAGUGGACUGGAUCAACAUGGGCACCAGCCCCUUUGCCAGCCUGUUCAGAAACACCGGCACUCUGCUCGGCCUUGGCCUGGGCCUCCACUCUCCUUUGUGCACUGAGACCAAGAGAGUGGUAGCCGGCAGGCAGGGCGAUGGCACCGCCUACAGGUUCAUCUGUGUAAGUGCAACACUGGUGCUGCUGUACAUGUUUGACUCUGCUUUCAGGCCGGCAGUGCACAGCGGAGCUCUGCUCUACCUGCUGUCCUUCUGCAAAAGUGCCACAGUCCCUCUGGCUGCUGUGGCCUUCGUGCCGUACUGCGUGGCUGCAGCACUGCACGGCUGCAGAGGCAAGAAACAGCUCUGA